UUUAUAAAAAAUCGUAUAUAUUGGGAAAUCUCCCCUUGCCACACAACGCAGGAACAAGCUCUCCAUUGCGUCUUUUAUUUUUGUAAUAUUCAGUUCGUCGAGUCAGUUGCGAAUCGUUCGCCUUACGUGUUCUGCCGCGGAUAGUUCUCUUUUACGUGCAUAGAUUACCCACAGUGAGAAACUUCUCAACGUAUUCUGCUUUUGCACGGAUUUGUAGACUUCGGUUUGUGUUUAUGCGAGCGCGUGGGGAAUCAGAAAGGAAAUCGAACCAAAAGAAAGGCAGAGAAAGGCGAUCAGCUGUUCUGACGUCAUCAAACAAGUUUUCUCUCUUUUUGAACUAGAGAACCAAAAAACAGCAAGCAAGACGGAUUCAGCCCGUGAUCUUCCAUCAGAAAAAUUUAAAAUACAUUUUCCAGCUUAUUAAGAGAAAAAUAAUUGGUAAAAAUACGCAAGAUUUGUUUGAUUUUGAUUAGUAGCUUCGCUCGAAUUAAAAGCAAAAGGCAACGUCGCCGACGCGAGAAAAGGAAGGGAAAAAACUUUUCCCUUUUUUCCCAGCUGGUUCAUCACAUCCCCAUCUCGAGCGCCCUCACUCUUUCUGUUCACUAAACUACGUGCACUACGCCUUUUCUCCUCCUCUUUGCAAGCUCUGGUUUUUCUUUGUUCCAUUUUCGUCAUUUCUACAACUUACAGGUUAGACAGCUUUCUCAUCUUCAGCUGAGUGGCUCUGCAGUUUUGUAAUCUGCAAAGAGUUGAAACAGACAACCUCAGAACCUCUCAUCCUAAAAAUAUGGAACAGGAAUCCAACAUGCAAGCUCCUCCAACCCUUUGCAGAUCAGGUUGUGGCUUCUAUGGAAAUCCUGCCACUGAUGGGAUGUGUUCAGUGUGUUUCAAAGAGGCUGUAAAAAAGAAGCAGCAGCAACCCCCUUCUCCAACUAGCAACAGCAGCCAGAAUACAACUAGCCCUGGCCGUAGCAGCCCCACUUCCAUAACCGCUGUGGCCUCUAAUAGCUCAACAUCCUUGAUCACAACAGGAACCUCCCUUCCUGUUGCAUCACCCGCAAUACCUGUACCUUCCUCUGAAAACAAAGAAAUUGGGGCAGCCACUUCCACCCUAUCUGCUGCAACCAGUAGUAGCAGUCUGAGCAGUUCAGUAGCUGAAGGAGACAGUGAUGCUGCAGAAGCCCUGGAUAAAGAUGGAAAGAAGAAGAAAAACCGUUGUGCUACUUGUCGUAAGAAGGUUGGAUUAACAGGUUUCGAAUGCCGUUGCGGAGGCCUUUACUGUUCUGUGCAUCGAUAUUCAGACAAACAUGAAUGCUCGUUUAAUUAUCGUGAACUUGGAGCAGAAGAAAUCCGCCGAAACAAUCCGGUAGUGGUUGGACAGAAAAUUCAGAAAAUUUGAGGCACCACGUUUGACUAUUUGUCCUAUACCACCAUCAAUCCUCCAUGUCCUCUUCAUUAACCAAUUUUUUUUAAUUAUUUUUUAAUACCAAGUAAAGAAAUUCGUUUUUUUUUUUUAUUAUUAUUUUUUUUUCUUUUGUGCUGCACAUAGUUCCGUUGUUAUACUGGAAGAGGGUUGCUUAUGAAAGCUAAUUUAGAGCAUCUUUCACUUCUAUUGUACAAAUUUAGGACAAAAUAACUUGGCUUAUUCCGUUCAACUUCAUUUGUUUUCCUUUUUUCAUCGCUACGUCUUUCCUACACUUUUGCAGGGGGUUGAGACAACAGUUUUGAAAUCAGUCUUCAACAUCUUGGUCAAUGACUUGGGUAGAGUACUCCCCCCUUCUCCUCCCCUAAAUUUACUUAAAUCCACCCACUUUUCAGUCUUUUUUUGGUUUCUUUAUUGCGUUUGUAUCACCCCGGAAUAUAUUCGAUCCCGAUCUUAUUAUUUUUCCUUCUCUCCGUUUGAGUUUAAGAGUAUAAUUGGGUAUCACAAAAUUUUUAACAUUCAUAGGGACGAAAUGGGAGUUUUUCAACAGAAAAAUGUGUUUGUAUGUUGCUAGUGUUGCGUCGCUUUUUGACUAAGGAAAUGUUAAUGCACUUCCAUUUAACCACAUUUUUAAACAUCGUAAAUGGGAUUGAACUUAUCCAUCGUGUGUGUGUAUGCGUUCGAGUGUGUGUGGUGUGUAUGUAUCUACCAAAGCAGAAGCAGCACUUUCUACCGGAGUAGAAUGAGAAUUAGAUCGCAAUCAAUAGUUGAUUCUUCAUUUCACCCCUCUUAUUUCCUGUGCUGUGGAUAUUUCGCUUCGUUGUAUUGUACUACCGUUUUCUCCCUGCAGUUGUAUUUCGGAAGUGAUUCAAUGAUAAUACACUAGUUUUUCUUGUCA
Daphnia magna is the source of this 2321-nucleotide messenger RNA. Its product is annotated as AN1-type zinc finger protein 6. The coding region runs from base 788 to 1399 and encodes 203 amino acids. Gene Ontology annotation, molecular function: zinc ion binding; DNA binding. The transcript has 6 exons. The record is from RefSeq and is a predicted model, not a curated record. NCBI's taxonomy places the organism in Eukaryota, Metazoa, Arthropoda, Branchiopoda, Diplostraca, Daphniidae.